Messenger RNA from Glycine soja, 1653 nucleotides. RefSeq names its product protein MAIN-LIKE 1-like. The transcript is spliced from 5 exons. The record is from RefSeq and is a predicted model, not a curated record. Bases 1 to 1653 code for a protein of 550 amino acids. NCBI's taxonomy places the organism in Eukaryota, Viridiplantae, Streptophyta, Magnoliopsida, Fabales, Fabaceae. Gene Ontology annotation, biological process: meristem maintenance; meristem development.
AUGGUUAGGACUAGAGGAUUAGGUCGUGCCUUAGGUCAGGUUACUAGCAGAGGUGUGGGCAGAGGAGAUCGUGAUGAUUCCGAUGAUGCUCGGCAGCGUCGAUGGCCUACUGCAUCCGCACGGAGGCAGCGAGUCGUUGUGACUGCGGAUCACAUCGAUGAGUCAGUCAUCCCUGCGCCAGAUGUUCAGGAUGACACGAUGGAGGCACCAGCUGCUGUGGAGGACAUUCCUGCAGACGCAGGUGCAGAGGCGGCUGAGGAUCAGCCUCAGGGAUUUCCGGGUGGUCCGAGCGACCCAUCUGUGUUGACAGCGUAUGCGGCUCACGUUGCUUGCAGCGUAUGGACGGGAGAGGAGCGUCCUGAAUUGAAGCUAUCCUCUCAUGGGAGGAAGGUCCACAGUUUAGGCAGGUCUGUCCCUGCCAUUGAGGGACUUAUUGCUGGUACAAGACUAAGUCCUCUGAUCGCGUGUUCGGUAGACACCGGCGAUCGGGGACUUUUGUCCGCGUUUGUGGAGCGAUGGCACCGGGAGACGUCUAGUUUCCAUCUCCCGGUGGGAGAGCUCACCAUCACAUUGGACGACGUCUCCUCUCUUCUCCAUCUUCCCGUUAUUGGCGACUUACACGCAUUUGAGCCCUUGCACGUGGACGAUGCGGUUCAGAUGCUGGUGGACUUGUUGAUGGUCUCUCCAGAGUCUGCUAGGGCUGAGACAGUCCAGUGUCACGGACUGUACGUACGCCUGCAAUGGAGUGCAACCAAUGUCCAUGUUGUCUACUUGGAGGCCCUUUGUGACCUCAGUAUGACAGAGAGGUACGCCUGGAGAGUGGCUGCUUUGGUUCAUAUGUACGACCAGCUGAACGAUGCAUCUAUGAGCCACAGUCGACAGCUUGGCGGUUACAUCACACUGCUGCAGGACUACGACGAGGCUUCUCCGCGUGCGUGCAGGUGGAUUGCGACGAAGAAGACUGUGAAGAGCAUUCGCACGCCGUCGUACAGGGAGUGCUUGGACCGACUCCGGAUUCCGGAUGUCUGUUGGAUCUCGUAUGGGGAGCAUCGGGAGGUCCGGGACUUCAACGUCAGAUCAUGUUAUUCCGGUCUCUUGCGCUGGGGGCCUGUUGCUGUUUAUUACCGACCGGAGAGGGUCGUGCAGCAGUUUGGUUACACGCAGACCAUUCCUGCUCCUCCUGUCGAUUCAUGGGUCUCGUAUGAUGAUAUACACGACAGGUGGAUGCACUACGAGGAUCAUAUCGUACCUGCAGGUGAGGUGUGCGUUGUGCCAGGGGCGUGUUCCAGUGACUACAUCGACUGGUUCUUCCGCAUCUCCCAUCCUUUCAUGACACCAGGCCACGCAUUAGAUCCUCUGCCUCAUGGUCACGCCCCGCAGCCCCGAGUCGUCCCUCAGGCCCCGCAGUCGGAUAUCCCUCGCGUGUUGGAGCCAGGAGCAUCGUCGACAUCUGCGGAGGAGCCCAGACAUGCAGUGGAAGUUUGUGAUGACAUUGCUGAGAGGUUGAAGCGCCAUCUGAGUCUAGGGGUGGUCACGCCUGGCUCAUCGACACAUGAAGUGAUCGAAGAAUGCCUCAGAUUGGCCAGGAGUGUGACACUGGACCAUCUAGUAUACGUUAGGUAUAGACGCAGGCGGCGCACUGAUCAGGCGUAG